Molecule: messenger RNA, 231 nt
Organism: Gongylonema pulchrum
Lineage: Eukaryota; Metazoa; Nematoda; Chromadorea; Rhabditida; Gongylonematidae
Source: the annotation of a GenBank genome assembly
AUGAUUCAUUUUAGUUUCGCAGGCACGGCUGUCAUCGGAACGGGUGUUCGUUCGUCGCCCUUCAACACUUUAUUACAAUCGCUGCAAAGAUAUUGCGCAUUUCUAUGUGAUUGGCCUGGGUAUCCUUCCAUUUCUAGCACUCAUGGGAUUUAUUCACAUCGUCCUUGUGAAUUACAAGAUUUGCCAACUGAAGGACCACCGGUACGAUAUUGGCAAUUUGAACGUACACCA